UCAAAUGCGCUCCAAGUGCCUCUCCGACGCUCACUUGGAAGACCACCGCCUAAAGAUUGCUGGGAGCCAUUACUUUUCCUCAAGCGUGUUGACAAACAAGCGCUAGCCAUCAGCCAAGUCAGUUUGAGUGCGACAUCGUUGUUAAAAGUUCAUUGCGCUGACGCGGUACACUAACGUGCAAACCGAAAAAUUGUUUGUUAUUUCCCAAAAGUUAUACGAAUGAUUUCAUAAAUUAACAUUUUGAUCAGUGAAACUAGUAUUUUUUGUGAAACUCCUGUUGUUGGAAUAGUGAAACUAGUAUUUUUUGUGAAACUCCUGUUGUUGGAAUAACAAAAACAUGUCGUACAGCGCUGAGAAGGCGCUUGCCUAUUUGUACCCACUAAUCAUUGCCACCUCCGUCAUCUGCUGCAUUACAUCGGGCGUUGCUUGGGCACAUUGGCGCUAUGUGCUGAACGCUUGCCCGGAAACUAAUUGCGGCUGCUACUUACAUGGACGCUCCACCUACAGCAGCUUCGAAGGCGGCCAUAUAGCCUAUUGCCAUUAUGCCACAUACGGACUCAUCUUCCCGCUAGUGUUUGCCAUUGUGCUGGGCAUUUAUCAUGGAUAUCGCAUUUGUAUGGGCACAACAAAACGAAAAACGGGCACCACCACAAUUAGGCAAAGAUCUGGCGACAUGAUUGUGGUGACCGCCGAAUCAGAGUUAACACACAAUGGCAUUUCCCCAUAUUACUGGACACCCGCUGCAGUCAUCUCAUGCGUCAUGGCUGUUUAUACGUUAAUCUAUGCAUCGAUCUACACAGAUGGCUUCCGAGUUACUUGCAAACAGUAUAGCGAAGCUUUAGUCAAAGAAAUUCAGGGAGCCGGCAACAUAGUGCCUGUCAUAAAGGGUCGCCUCUCUUGUGGAGCAAUCUUCGAUUUCAUGGAUUACUUAGUGGAGAGUAUUUCAUACGAACGGCGCAAAUAUGGGCGCAUAAAUUCCGGUGUAUGCCUUUACAUGACACUCAUAUGCAGUUGGUUGGCUGUAUUCUUCUGGAUUGUUAUAUCGAUAGUGAAUAUUGUACAGACGCGACGCACCCGAUCGGCCCGAGUUUGAUAUAAUUUACACUGGUGUGGUAGUGUUUUGCAUUUCUAUAUGGGCAAUUCCAUUUAUGACAAAUUUAGGAAGCAAAAUAUGCGAACGAUUGCAAUUAGCCAUUUAAAAUUUUAAGUUCAUGAAAAAAAAAUUACAAAACUAUGUAAGCAAAAACUAUUUAAUAGAAUUUUUGUGCACAAAUAUUAAUACAUAAGAUGCAGAUUCCAUUAAAUUUAAUCCAAUUAAUUUCAAUUUUGACAUUUAAGUUACAACUUCUAAGACGACAACGACAACUAAUUUUAAGCAGAGCUCAGAAAGACGUACACGUUAUAUUUAAUGAAUAUUUAUAUACAUAUGUAAGUUAAAUUCAGCACAAAAUAUAUUUGUAAUUCAUUUUAAAUAAAAAUUAAAAUUAAAAUAAAUUUUUUUAAUUUAAA
Molecule: messenger RNA, 1509 nt
Organism: Anastrepha ludens (Mexican fruit fly)
Lineage: Eukaryota; Metazoa; Arthropoda; Insecta; Diptera; Tephritidae
Exons: 3
Coding region: 338-1093 (251 amino acids)
Source: RefSeq, a predicted model, not a curated record